AGAGAGGAAACGAGCAGCAGCAGACGUUUUUUUGCUGGGUUCCUACCCCCCUUUGAGAUAUAUAUUUUUAAAUUUUUUGUAUGCUUUUUUUGUAACAAGACAAAAUGAAAUGCUGUUUCAUAGAAAAACAGUUAUUUUAAUACACGUGUACGGAUUCUUUUUCUAGCAAAAAUCCAAAACUACGGGUUUUUAGUAUCAGUAGCAGCUUGCUAGCUCGGGUAAUAAGGCUUUAUGAAUUGUCAUUUAAAUUUAAGAUAAAUACUAAGUCGUAUUUACCCAGUUAGUGCUGAUGUAGUGCUGUCUUCCAUAAAAAAGAAGAAAAAAAACGGUCCUGCAAUCGUUUAGCUAGCAUUUCACGCUGAGCAGGACAAGAGAAGACAGGGAAGAAUGACUGCUGUCCAGCUUAUUAAUAUCCAACGGUUAUUGGAGGCGGCUGAGUAUUUAGAAAGAAGAGACAGAGAGUGCGAACAUGGAUAUGCUUCGACCUUCCCUUCAAACCAGAGCACAAACCACCAGAGGCAGAGGAAAUUCCGAAAUAAAAAGUUCAUCAGUAACCACAACAGGUCAACACACAACGAACUUGAAAAAAACAGACGAGCUCACCUGCGGCUGUGCUUGGAGAGGUUGAAGGCCCUCAUACCUCUGGGACCCGACUGCAGCCGCCACACCACCCUGGGCCUACUCAAUAAAGCCAAAGCACACAUAAAGAAACUUGAAGAGGCGGACAGGAAAAGCCAGUACCAGCUGGAGUCUCUGGAGCGCGAGCAGAGGCACCUACAGCGUCAGCUGGAGCUGCUGAGAGGAGGAAGUGUUGCUGCAGUCCAGAGCAGCCCAGGGGAGGGCGAGAGGAUACGCAUGGACAGCGUUGGCUCCACCCUCUGCUCCGACCGCUCGGACUCAGACCAAGAAGAGAUCGAGGUGGACGUAGAAAGCACCGAGUUCUCCCAUGGAGAGCUCGACGGCGUGAGCACAGCCAGCACCAGCGACCUGGACGACCACAGCAGCCUCCAGAGCAUGGCCAGCGACGAGGGCUACUCCUCCUGCAGUGUCAAAAUCGCCUUCUCCUCCUAAAGCCUCCGCCGCCAGCAACCACCAGCCCUGCCAAACCCAGCCGCUCACCCAACCGGCCACGGCAUCGCCUACGGUGACGGCGCUCCCCCUACCAACCUACGCUCCGAGCCUUUUCGUUACGCCGCGUGCGCUCUUUCCCCUGCUGGAGGAGCUACAGUGAGACGUGCUCCUCUCGACACCGUCUCCUCUGGCACUGAAAAACUGCUUUGAAGUCACAUAAAGGGAGAUCAGAGACUUCACACACACAAGUCUUCUGGAUUUUUAAACCCAUGACAAAAAAAAAAAAAACGUGUAAUUGAUUGAAGUGUUGAUUUUCAAAAGAUGCACAACCCCUGAUUUUACUUAAAAUGCACUUAAAUUUUUAUAAUAGUGAAAUUAUUAAAUUGUUUUUUUUUUUUUUUAGUUCCUUAAUAUGAGUGUGUGUUGAGCUGAAGUUAAUUCAUCCAAACAGUCUGGCGUUAAACCAGGGUUUGUUUUACGGCGGAGGGGGGGGAUUUCUGCCAUAUUGACGCUGCUUGGCCCUAAAAGACAAAAAAUAGAAUAAAAAUGGCCCUGCAGAGCUAAACGUCAUCCCCGUUUUAUCGUUUGUCUCUGCUCGACACCACGGAGGCUCAAAUCAACAAAAUCGGUGCUAUCAGGGAAGCAGAGCAGAUACAGUACCAUACGGAGCGUCCUCUGCGUGUCGACCAAUCACAGAGGAAAACCCGCAAAAAAAAAAGAGCAUUCCUACCGAAUGUUGGUUCUUAGUGCAGUUUCUACGAGUGGAAAUCGUAACUUUGUGCGAAUGUGUUGUUUUGGUUCCUUAACUCCUCAAUAAGCAGCUACGACAAGCCAUCCAGCACUUGCCUACUUUGCAGCUGUCAGUAUAAUAAGGCACAAUCCUAGACCAGAUAAAAACACACA
This is a messenger RNA of Cyprinodon variegatus (sheepshead minnow), 1974 nucleotides long. RefSeq names its product MAX interactor 1, dimerization protein (gene mxi1). Bases 388 to 1071 code for a protein of 227 amino acids. Lineage: Eukaryota; Metazoa; Chordata; Actinopteri; Cyprinodontiformes; Cyprinodontidae. The transcript has 6 exons. Gene Ontology annotation, biological process: regulation of transcription by RNA polymerase II. Gene Ontology annotation, molecular function: RNA polymerase II cis-regulatory region sequence-specific DNA binding; DNA-binding transcription factor activity, RNA polymerase II-specific; protein dimerization activity. The record is from RefSeq and is a predicted model, not a curated record.